AUGGAGAAGCACAUCCAGGACAAUAUGCAAGGUCACUUGGAUUUGGCUCAUUUAAGAAUAAGAGAACUGGAGCAAAGGCAGGAACAUGUCUGUACAAAUGGAAAAUUUCUUUGGAAGAUUUCCAACUACUCGCAACUAUUUCAACAAUCCGCCACCAAACGGGAAAAAGAAAAACUUUGCAGCCCUCCAUUUUACACUGGACAGUAUGGUUAUAAACUGCGGGCAGAGGCUUUCCUGAACGGUCUUGGACAGGGCAAGGGUACCCAUUUAUCUCUUUAUGUUGUUAUAAUGAAAGGGGAAUAUGAUGCUAUUCUUCCGUGGCCCUUUCAGCAACGAGUGGACUUUGUUCUUAUUGAUCAAGACAACGAAAUUGGUGCACGACAGAAUAAAGUGUGGAGACUGUCAUGUGACAGAGAUAGUGAUUACUUCAAGCGACCAAACAAGAUGAAGAGUCUUGGGUUUGGCUGCCCUAAGUUUGUAUCUCUUGAGACACUUAGGACUAGAAACUACAUCCGUGACAAUACAAUCUUUAUAAGAAUUGAUGUCGAGCCCCUAGAUAUUUCUUGA
This is a messenger RNA of Porites evermanni, 567 nucleotides long. The record is from the annotation of a GenBank genome assembly. Lineage: Eukaryota; Metazoa; Cnidaria; Anthozoa; Scleractinia; Poritidae.